UAAGGAACAGCUUCAAUUUGAAUUUGAGUCAUUUGAAUGAUAUGGUUUAUCACCAUCAUCAUCGACAAACCCUUGGACUCCUCGAUCCCUCUGAUCGCCACCCAUCCAUCCCAAACACUCCUCACCGCGACCGCCACCUCCUAACCCGACGCGGUCUCGAAUCCAGUGAUUGGUACCCACCCAAUAUCAUCAAGUUUAGGAGAAUCAGCUGAUAGACGCCAAGAACUGGGCGUCAAUUCCCAUCAGGGACAACGAGGUAUUCGUCGUGUAUAUCCAUUGAAACGGCGCCGUAGUAGCAGUUUCUUGUUCAAUUUAGGUUUUUCAGUGAAACCAAAAGGAACCCCCCAAACUCAUCGCAGUCGCACAAAGCAAAACUUCCGAUUUCAGUCUCUCUUAUCAGCUUCUAAUAAGUAGGAGCAGGAUGUCAAGCAAGAACGAAGAGGUUUCGAAGCUUAAAAACAAGAUUAUUGAAUGCCAAGAGGAAACGAUGCAGCUAUUGCGCGAGAAACAGCGGUGGCCUGACAAAUUUAAUCUGAUGGAACAGACAAAAGAAAAAGUUGCAGCUGACCUGACAACACAAAUACUAUGUAAUUCGAUCCAAAUAUCUGAAUCUGAAAAGGAACUCGAGGCUCUGAACAAGGCCUUGAAGCGUGUGGAGCAGUCUGAAUCUAAUGUAAAAGAGAUAUUUGACAGCAGUCAAGUUCAAUAUGAUGAAUAUAAGAAAUAUAAGGAAAUGCGGCUGAUAGAAACAGAGAGUGGUUUGGAUGAGCUAGAGAAAAGUUUGUCUGAUGAAUCGGACGACAUUAACGUGUACAAAAGGCGUGUAGAGAUGGAGAAGACACUUGAAAAUCUUAAUGUUUUCUGUGAGGCUGUGUAUUCUAUUCUCGAACCGAAGGACUCUAGUGAUGUCUCUCUUGUCAAAGAAGCUCAGCUUGAUCAUCUUGGCGGACAGAGUGGACAGAAAAUGCGAAAAAGGAGAGGGUCACAGAAGUCUCAAUAGGAACCUUAACAUAAAAUAAUGAAGACCUGUUUGGGCGUGUUGGCUGUGAGUGGAACUUCUUUUACAUUUAGAGCAAGUUCACCCGUAGUCAAGAAAAGGCAAAGUCGAGAAGUCAAGAAUUCGACCGGUCAAGUUACUAUUCACUGCCACUGGAUAUGGGUUUACACCCGUUGUUUUUCUUGCCCGGUCAACACUGUUCACCCUUUUUACUGUUCACCCAAUAUUCACUGUUCACCAAUGGUUUCACUGUUCAUUGUACUGUUCA
Molecule: messenger RNA, 1265 nt
Organism: Rosa rugosa (rugosa rose)
Lineage: Eukaryota; Viridiplantae; Streptophyta; Magnoliopsida; Rosales; Rosaceae
Exons: 5
Coding region: 422-1000 (192 amino acids)
Source: RefSeq, a predicted model, not a curated record